GCGUCUCUGAUGCACACACACGCUGUUUGUCAGCCACACUGCGUGGUCAUUCAGUUUCCUUCUCAGUCAGUGGUGCCUCUGAGCCAGUGCAGGAUCUGAACAGCUGCAGCGGUCUAUUUUAAGAAGCUUCUGUUUUACUGGGCCACCAGAGUAAAGGGCGACAAUUGUCAGUCACUUCCUAGGUUUGUCAGAGAUGGGGCGAGUCCACGUUGUAGAGAUUCUUGUAUUCGUUUAUAUAAUCAACUUGAGACAUUGUUUUGGGGGUUGUUGUUUUUUUCCUGCAGCAAGGCGUAAUGGUGAUUCUCGCGGCGAUAAAGAGCCUCAGUGGUUUUCUGUUUUUAGAUGGUUGACUGCUGCACAAGAGUGGCACAGUUUCUGUUUCAUACAGAUGGAGCAAGGACUGACGUUUUAACAGAGACAGUCUGGAUCUCUGUGCAUCUCGAUAUCUGGCAGACCGCGCCGUGUCAAAAUCUGCUCCCGAACCCUGCCGUCGGAUAAUAUUUUUGAUAAUCAUCGCAGGUUUCCAUGGCAAUCGUCGAGAUCCCCCCCCCUACGAGCUAUCAAAGCAUGCAAGGCCAUUUUGACUUUUUCCCUGCUCUCCUUUUUUCCCCUCGCAGAGCUCGUGUCAUCAUGACUCAUGCCUGCUCGCUUUCAGUUGCCCUUCCUUUCUGAGUCUGCAGCCUCAGUUCAAAGGGCAUUUCCUUUUUUUACACCUCCGAUGAAUCACACAGUUGUAAAAAGAGAGGUGUCUGUCACGUUCAAACUGCUGAAAGUUUGGCGGGAAAAAGAGAGAGAGCUUCCUUUUCUGUCACAGUGCAGCGGAGCCACGAGGGACGUUUUUUUUUUUUCUUUCUUUCUUCUUCUCGUCAUCUCCCCGCGGUGCCGAUGUCACGCGCGGUAAUAUCCCGUGAUGGCGCUCCCAGGAGCUAUUGAUCGAGCUGUCUCCACCAACAACCUAUCGUGACGUUCCAGUCGUACAUGCAGGUUCAGUGUACGUGCAGGACGUCCUCCCGGUGUCAUGGUGUUGCCCAUGAAUGAGAAAAACAGGCAGACUUCUUCAGAUCUGCUCACCCCAGGCCGGCGACCUCCCAGUUGGUCACAAAGAACUUCAGAGGGGAAGAGGAGAUUACCGUGCUUGACUUCGCCACUGAUGUCAAUGUAGUUAUUUCACCGUGGGUGCCCUUUUGAUUUUUUAUUUUUUUGGAUCGACACAUUCGAGUGACACCCAGUGGAGCAUUAAGAGCUGGUUUGCUUGGAGAUACUCACCUGGCUCGGCUUAUUCAUGCCCGUCAUGAGCGUACCAGCCCAGCAGAAACCCAGCGCCAAAAGAACAGGCAAACGCAUCACGUUUUUCAACGAACAAAGCAUAGCAAUGAAGGAGACGUCUCAGCACCCCGAGGGGUCGUACUAUGUACCAGGUGGCACCGCCUCGGACCCCGGACAGAGCGAGGCUGCAAGUACUGUCACCUCCAACCCAGAGGGCCCUCACAUGUACCUGAACUCGGUCAUAUUCAGCCCAGAUAAGGGGGACCAGAGCAGGGGUCAUUAUCAGCAGACUGUGCCUAUGAAGUGGGCGCACCAGGAGCCCAGUCAGCAGCAGCCGUCUCUGUCCCAGCAGCAGAGAGCUGCCUCGUGGAAUACCAUAACUAACUGGGGACAAAACAUUACUAAUUACAGCGGAGGAGUUAACGUAACGGACUCAAGGACCCAGAAUGCAUUUGCAAAGUCUAUGCAUGAGACUUCUGGCUUACAGCCACAUCAGCAGCCCUCCAACAGAGCUGCGGACAAGUUGCCUCUAGGGCCUAACCCUGCCGUUGAUGCAUACAGGGAUGCAGUCAAGGCUCGGGGACUGGAGUGGGAGCAGCAGCAGCAGCAGCAGCAGCAGCAGUCCCAGGCCUUUCAGGAGACCUUGAAACCCGGGGCACUGAACACCCAGCAGCACAGCACAUCCCACCCAGGAGGAAGCUCAGUGUUGCAGCCCUUCCAGUUGGCCUUCGGUCAACCCAAGCAGCACCUGCCACCCUACUACCAGACCUUUCAAGGCAACAGGACAACCUUACCUAAUCCACCCAUCUAUUCCACACAAGCAAAACCCCCACACCAGUUGCAGCAGCUGCAGAAGCAAGAGCAGCUCCAACGCCAGCAACAGCAGCAGCAGCAGCAGCAGCAGCAACAACAACAACAUCACAUAAUCCAGCAACAAAUUCAGCAACAGCACCACCAUCAAAUGCAGCAACAACAAAUCAUUCAGCACCAACAGCAUGUACAGCAACAGCUACAGCAGCAGCAACAAAUACAGCACGAGCAGCAGCAACAAAAGAUACAGCAGCAGCAGCUCCAAAUUCAGCAACAAAUGCAACAUCAGCAGUUGCAACAACAAAACCCUCAUGUGCUUGACUAUUACCCUCACCCACAUCCACAGCCUGUGGUGGUACACUCCCAGGAGUCCUCUGCUCCAGCUCCCCCAAAGAUCCAGGAACCAAUUAUCCAGGACAUCACCCCAGAACCGCAGCAGCCUUCAGAUCCACUACAGCCCCCUCUCCAGUCCGACCCCCUGUCCCAGUCUCAACUCCAAUCCCAAACCCACCUUCGCAGGUCACGACGGCUCUCCAAGGAAGGUGGGGCGCCGUCCGACAACCCCUUUCUCUCCGUCGCUUCGGAUCAGGCCGCCCCGGGGCCGCAGGGCUCACAGAACGGGGCCCGCGACAUCCAGGCGGCCCCAACGGGCGUCAUCCAGAGCACGCGCAGGAAACGCAGGGUGUCCCAGGAGGUCAACUUGGAGACCCUCGCUCAGAAGGCCUCCGAAAUGGAGUCUCUACCAUCACAUGUUGUAAAGGAACCCCGCCGGCCGUGGAGUCCCACUGACUCAGAGGGUCUGAAUGCCAAGCGGCCUCGAGACGACAGCCUCGUUCCACUCGUCAUCCCCGUGUCCGUUCCAGUACGAAGGAAGGAACCCUCUUCUCCUGAUAGAGAUGAAGCAGCCCUGGCCUCCAACUGGCCCCCCAGGCCUUCAAAUCCCCAGGACCUCGGCCGCGCUGACCACAAGCCUUCAGUCAUUGUCACCCGGAGACGCUCACUCAGGAACUCCUUGUCCGAGAGCUCAGAGCAGAAUGGAGGAACUGAAGGAGAGAAAGACGAUGACGGCAAAAAGUGCAAACGGCGUCCCCGACCCGAGCCUCUUUUCAUCCCACCACCUAAACCCGGUUUAUUCAUCGCCCCCUCUGUCUACUCAAUCACACCCUACCAAAGCCACCUACGUUCCCCCGUUCGCCUCGCAGAUAACCCCCUCACCAUACCUCCCUACACGCCGCCGCCAAUCCUCAGCCCCGUGCGCGAGGGCACUGGCCUGUACUUCUCCACCUUCCUGUCCACUGCUGCUGCAGCUGCUGCAGCCAGCGCCCAGGGCCUGCCACCUCCAGCAACCCCCAAGUCAGCAACACGCAGCCUGUUGCGCUCCAACAGCUGCGACAUCACACCACCAGUUCUGUCUGCUAUGAGUGAGGCCACUCCAGUCAGCAUAGAGCCACGGAUAAAUAUUGGGUCGCGGUACCAGGCGGAGGUGCCAGAGCUGAGGCAGCGGUCAGCUGUUGAGCUGGAUCAUCAUCGAGCUGAGCUGGUCUGGGCUCCACUGACUGAACUGGAGGAGAAACCCGACUACCAGGAGAAAGUGGAAGACCUCAUGCACCUGGCCUGCUCCAGUGUUUUCUGUGGAGGAGGCACCAACCAGGAGUUAGCCCACCAUUGUUUGUACGAGUGCAAAGGGGACAUAAUGGCUGCGCUGUCUCUCCUGAUGCUGAAGAAUCCAAUUUUCCCCAAGUCUCAUCAUCUGGCAAACUACCACUACUCAGGAUCCGACAGCUGGACCGCAGCUGAGAGACGGCAGUUUAACAAAGGCAUCAGUGCGCACAAGAAGGAUUUCUUCAAGGUGCAGAAACAGGUGAUCACCAAGUCGGUGGCGCAGUGUGUGGAGUUUUACUACACGUACAAGAAACAUGUCAAGAUCGGCCGCAACGGGACGCUGACGUACGGCGAGGUUGAGCCUCUUGAGAGCAGGACCACUGAGGAGGAGAUGGACCACAAGCAGGGCUCUCACAGAUUGGAGCCACAACGGGAGGAGGACAGCAGGAACUGGGAAGGAUCAGCUGACAGGAAACAGGAAGUCGGCCCCACCAGGGUGACACACACGUUGCAGUCCACUGAGAACCCUGCGACCGUCCUGAUCAUGAAAGGCCAGGAGGACGUGGGGCGGGACCAGCCGCUGUCCCGGGUCAUCCAACCACCUCAUCCACCCCCUCCCAGCGCCAAGUCACGCUACGACAGCAACGCACGCAAGACCAGCCCUUCGGCAGGAAACAAAGGCACAGCUGGUCAAGAGGGAGAGUUCCCCUGCAAGAAAUGUGGCAGGAUCUUCUACAAGGUGAAGAGCCGCAGCGCCCACAUGAAGAGCCACGCCGAGCAGGAGAAGAAGGCCGCAGCGCUGCGCCAGAAGGAGGCGGAGGAACGAGCGGCCGCGGAGGCCGCCGCCAUCCUCGCCGCUCGGCAGCAGAACGGGACGCGACAAAUGGGCGGGGACAGCACCAACGACGACUCGUCAGACGGGGAGGACGAGGACGACGAGGACUGGAAGUAAGAGAAAGGGCGCACAAACUGACUGCUCCGUGCAGCGUGGCUUCCUCUCUGGGAUGGGAGAAGGAAAGUUUGGAGAGAAGAAAAAAGAAGAAUCCCUCCUGUGAACUUGUGUAUAUUUUGUGGAACAAGAAGACUUCCGUUGCUUGGCACAUUCAGGGACAGAUUUACUCCCAUGGCUUGUCCUGAGGUUCUCACGUGGGGAAAAGUUGUUGUCCACAAAAAGGUUUUCAAGCUGUUUUAAGAAGAAUGAAUUCGAGAUGAAAUCGAGGCCACGACACACAAACACACAGCUGUAAAACUUUUUCUCAUUUCAUCCAGUUGGUUAAGGGAAUUUUAAAGGGGACAAAAGGUUUAUUUAGCUAAAGAUUAGAAAAUAUAUAUGAAUGAAAUUCUAUGUUUGCAUACUUUCUAUGCUAUUUUCAUAUGGGGUUCACACUAAUGAUGAAAAACGGAAAGGAAUCUCAAGUGCUUUUUACUACAGUGUAACUUAUUUGUUUCGAUUUGAUUUUUACCACCUGUGUUUUUAGUAAUGAUUUAUGAAGCACUGUAUAUUAAAGUUUUAAAAUAUUCA
Molecule: messenger RNA, 5200 nt
Organism: Morone saxatilis (striped sea-bass)
Lineage: Eukaryota; Metazoa; Chordata; Actinopteri; Moronidae
Gene: mideasb
Product: mitotic deacetylase associated SANT domain protein b
Exons: 14
Coding region: 1283-4630 (1115 amino acids)
Biological process (GO): regulation of transcription by RNA polymerase II; negative regulation of DNA-templated transcription
Cellular component (GO): histone deacetylase complex; transcription regulator complex
Molecular function (GO): transcription corepressor activity
Source: RefSeq, a predicted model, not a curated record